Messenger RNA from Cynoglossus semilaevis (tongue sole), 2433 nucleotides. It is a transcript of the gene mapkap1, whose product is annotated as MAPK associated protein 1. The coding region runs from base 387 to 2015 and encodes 542 amino acids. The transcript has 13 exons. Gene Ontology annotation, molecular function: phosphatidylinositol-4,5-bisphosphate binding. Gene Ontology annotation, biological process: TORC2 signaling. The record is from RefSeq and is a predicted model, not a curated record. Gene Ontology annotation, cellular component: TORC2 complex; plasma membrane; cytoplasm. Lineage: Eukaryota; Metazoa; Chordata; Actinopteri; Pleuronectiformes; Cynoglossidae.
UGGCAGUACUACACUACAACGCUGUUUGCUAUCUCCCACAGAACGCAAAGAAGAAGAGCUUGAACCAGUGCCAAGCUAAACACAGAUGAUCCUGCUCCUAAGCUUACUACUAAAGUCGAGGUCAUGACAGUGUUUGGGUAAAGUGGAACAUUGUGGACACCUUUCUUGAAUGGAGCCUAUAAAGGCACUGACAGCCGUCCUACCUCACUGCAGAGAGAAUAAUCAAGAGAGAAAUAUGGAAAUGAUGACAACUCCCUUGUCAUCAGCCGCUUGUUUAAACGUUAUAGAGAGAGAAAGAGACUGAAAUGAAGUGAAAGUGUUCCUCUGCUACACAGGUGACACAUAUAGAGCCAGGUCUAUAAGCCAAACUUAAAAACGUAAAGGGAAUGGCUUUCUUGGACAAUCCAGGUAUUAUUCUGGCCCACAUUAGACAGUCUCAUGUGACCAGUGAUGACACAGGAAUGUGUGAGAUGGUUUUAAUAGACCAGGAUGUGGACCUGGAAAAGUGCCAGCUGGCUCUGGUGCCAGGCAGCAGCUGUGGGUCAACUGGGUCUGGAUCCCUGAAUGAAGAAGGCAGCAGUGUGAAGGAUAAUCAUGCUUGUGACCUUUCCCAGUCCAUGGACAUUACCUCCAGUUGGGACUUUGGUAUCCGUCGCCGAUCCAACACAGGAAUCCAGCGAGACAGUCGCGAGAAACCAGGGGCUGCUGCCCAAAGGCUUGAAAGGCUCAGGAAAGAGAGGCAGAACCAAAUCAAAUGUAAAAACAUUCAGUGGAAAGAGAGAUCAUCUUCUCAAUCAGCGGAGGAUCUGGGAUCACUGUUUGAAAAGCGAGAUUUUAAAGACCGACCACGAACGACAGGGACUAAAUCCACUCUCUCAUUGCGGCUGGAGCAGUGUCCCCAACAAUUGAACAACCCUUUUAACGAAUACUCCAAGUUUGAUGGCAAAGGUCACAUCGGCACAACGGCAACAAAAAAAAUCGAUGUCUACCUCUCAAUGCAGAUAGCUCAGGAGAAAGUUCAUCCGAUGACAGUAGUGACUAUUGCCAACGCCCGUGUCCAUGAUCUUAUUGGUCUCAUAUGUUGGCAGUAUACAAGUGAGGGACGAGAACCCAAACUGAAUGAGAAUGUAAACGCCUACUGUCUUCACAUUGCCGAGGAUGAUGGUGAGGUAGACACUGACUUCCCUCCUCUCGACUCCAAUGAGCCCAUACACAAGUUUGGAUUCAGCACUCUGGCCUUGGUGGAGAAAUACUCGUCACCUGGCCUCACUUCCAGACAGUCACUGUUUGUCCGGAUAAAUGCUGCUCAUGGUUUUUCUCUGAUCCCUGUGGACAGUCGGAAAGUUACCAUGAAGGAAAUUCUACAGAAAGCACUCAAGAAGAGAAAAGGCUCACAGAAAGGCUCUGGGCCCAUGUAUCGUCUGGAGAAGCAGACAGAACCAAACGUGGCUGUGGACCUGGACUUGACCCUGGAGAGUCAGAGUACCCUAGAGUUUUGCCUGGUCAGAGAAAACAGCUCCAGAGGGGAGGAAAGUUCAGAGGAAGACCCUCCCAUUGACAUCACCACAGUCCAGGACAUGUUGAGCAGUCACCACUAUAAGUCCUUCAAGAUCAGCAUGAUCCACAAGCUUCGCUUCACUACUGAUGUCCAGCUGGGUAUUUCAGGGGAGAAGUUGGAGAUUGACCCAGUUACCAACCAGAAGACCAGUACCAAGUUCUGGAUUAGGCAAAAGCCCAUCUCCAUUGACUCUGACCACCUCUGUGCUUGUGACCUUGUCGAGGAAAGGAGCCCAAAUCAUGCAAUAUUUAAGCUCACUUAUCUGAGCAACCACGAUUACAAGCCUCUCUACUUCGAGUCUGAUGCUGCAACUGUCAAUGAAAUUGUGCUUAAGGUGAAUUAUAUCCUUGAAUCUCGAGCCAGCACCUCUCGAGCUGAUUACUUUGCUCAAAAGCAGCGGAAACUGAGCCGCCGGACCAGCUUCAGUUUCCAGAAAGAGAAGAAGACGGGCCAAUAGCCGUAAACAAAGUGAAACUUAUCAGGAGAGGGAGGCACAAUGGUCCUAAAUGCAGCGUCAGGCUGAAGACAUACCCGGAGACAGAGAAGACCAUCACGUCAAGUGGACAUUUCUCAGCCUAAAAUGAAAGUCUGUGAACAAAUUGUAAACGAGCAAAGACAAAAAGGACUGGGACAAGUUAGCUGACAUCAGCUCUAUUUUAUUUACUGCCUUUACACUUUAACGCCAUCCUCCAGGGUUGGCUUUGUACAGCUUUAGCAAAGAAAUCAAUGCUACCUGCUACAUUGUUGCUUCUGUCCUCAACCUUUAAUAGUUUUAACACAUUUUUAUGUAUUGUACAUAAACAUUUUACAUUUAGGGCGAUGACUCCUGAUGAUGAAAUAGCUGGCUGUGAAAUAUAAAAAGAAACCACACAUCA